AUGGCAAGAGCUGAGAUAGGAACCGCCAAAUACCAAGCUAAAAAAUUAAAGGCUUCGGGGUUACAGCAGCUAAAGUACUACUGCCAGCUAUGCCAUAAACAAUGUAGGGAUGCUAAUGGCUACAAAAACCAUUUACUGUCACCAUCACACAAGGGUAGAGUUGAAGAUAUGGAACAAAAGGGUACGAAAAAAGUAACGGAGGACUUUUCAAGGCAGUUCUUGAAUGCUUUCAUGACAUUGUUGAGAAUAAGCCAUGGUACCAAGAGCGUUGAUGCCAACAAAUUUUACCAGGAGUACAUUUCCAACGACCGAGAUCAUGUACAUAUGAACUCCACAAAAUGGUCGAGUUUAACUCUGUUUGUACAGUAUUUGGGGAAAAAUAGCUACGUGAGGGUAGAACAGCCUGGUGACGACGAGAAUGACCACAGUCUUAUGAUUAGCUAUAUUGAUCACUCGGAUCAAAAAUCUGUUCUGGUGAAGAGACAGCAGCUGAUGAAAAAUGAUGAAGAACAAUCCAUGCGUUUCCUCAGCCAGCAAAUAGAGGCAGGGAGAAACGAGAAGCAUAUACACAAAGAAAACGAUAGCGUUCACGAAGUGAAGGAGAUACCGAAGGAGGGAAUCAAAGUACAGUUACGACCCAAGAUGAGUGAGAAGAAGAAAACUGCUGCUGCUUUUAAUUCGGAAGAGUCUGAAGAUUCUGAAGAUGAAGCGAAACAAAAGAAGACAAAUAUCGGUCAGAUCAGCAAAAAAUUACUUGGGCGAUAA
Messenger RNA from Meyerozyma guilliermondii ATCC 6260, 765 nucleotides. RefSeq lists its product as uncharacterized. The record is from RefSeq and is a predicted model, not a curated record. Gene Ontology annotation, molecular function: zinc ion binding; double-stranded DNA binding. Gene Ontology annotation, biological process: DNA replication; DNA damage response. The transcript has a single exon. NCBI's taxonomy places the organism in Eukaryota, Fungi, Ascomycota, Pichiomycetes, Serinales, Debaryomycetaceae. Bases 1 to 765 code for a protein of 254 amino acids. Gene Ontology annotation, cellular component: nucleus.